Molecule: messenger RNA, 1688 nt
Organism: Orbicella faveolata
Lineage: Eukaryota; Metazoa; Cnidaria; Anthozoa; Scleractinia; Merulinidae
Product: serine/threonine-protein kinase atr-like
Biological process (GO): telomere maintenance; DNA repair; DNA damage checkpoint signaling
Cellular component (GO): chromosome; nucleus
Molecular function (GO): protein binding; protein serine/threonine kinase activity
Source: RefSeq, a predicted model, not a curated record
GACACUCAGUUGAAAAUUGCUCUAACCUGCAAUCAAUAACAUUUUUAAAAGGUUUCAUGUUUUCGCUUUUCACUAAAUUAAAUCUGUAUAUGUACAUGUAUCUUAUAAACAGCUGGUGAAAGGAAAAGACCUAGUUUUCUACAACAAGUGUCUCACUGAAUUUGUUUCACUCUUGGAGGAUCUACUAACUAUAGAUGAAAAGCUAUUUUCUUCCAACUGUCCUCCUUUGGAGGCCUUGCCUCUCUACCUUAGCCAUUUUCAGUUCACAGAGAGUAGUGACGAUAAGGAGGAGCUGAACAUGGUGAAGAAAUUCAUGUGUGUAAAGCAUGCAGAAGAUUGCUAUGCUUUACAAGAAGCAGUAAGUAAAAUCAUUGGCCAUGUGAUUAGUGAUGUUUACCAGUUUGCGCAGAGCAGUGUGACAAGUUUAUGGACAAUCUCUUGCCAACUUCUUCAGACUGGUCUCUUGCGUAUUAAACAGGAAGCACUGGAUAUAUUAACUGGCUUGUUACCUUGGAGUGGACUGCCUAGUGUGCCUGUCCUGGACAAGUUUGUCAAAUGUCUUUGUUCUUUGUUGGAGUUAUUGGUGUCUGGAGUUGCUGGUAAAAUACCAGUUAAUGGAAGAGAAAAGGUCACUGCUCUGGAGGUCAGUAUUGCAAAGUGUUUAGAAGUCCUUUCCACACGCCUCUCGCCUGGAAAAAGCGAUCAUCCUCAACAGCCAGGUUCAACAUCAGAAGGAGUCCUGUAUGUCUUUCCUGCAUGGCACGUCAAUCACUUCUUGUUGAAGUUUAGGACUGCUCUUCAUCGGGGUGGCCUACACAAAUUUCUUACGAAAGAACUGAAGAGAGCUGUCUGCCAGUUUGUUGCCCAUAUAUACAGGAAUGUACCAAUCAACACAGGACGCACAGUUCUUUUAUCACAAUAUCGUGUUAGAGACGAGAUAAAUGAAUGGCUGGUUGGUUACACUGGUUACGAACCACAGCAACAGGUAAUUGGCUUGGUUGUGACGGGAAUGCACUCAAUUGAGGGGUUUGCUGUUAAAAAUGGAAGCCCCUGGGUUACUAUAGCAUCUAAUAAGCUCAUGAGACUGUCAAAGUACAUGUUACAAUGGACAAAUUUUUUAAUCCCAGGGUUGUCCACUUAUGCAGGGCUGGUCUUCUUAUAUGUGUUUGUGUAUGUAUGUACUUUUUAUGUACAUGUAUACAUGUAUGUCUGAUUGGUGCUUUACAGAGUGGUGCACACUCUGCUUUUUUGUUUGGAUAAAAUAAGUCGACUCUCGACUGACUGUUGAUUGAGAUGUCGAUGGAGUGUUGAUUGAGUGUCAACCGAGGUGUUGAUGGAGUGUUUGAGUAUCGAUCAAGGGUUGAUUGAGGGUAUCGAUUUAGGGUAUCGAUCACACUCAACCGUGGAUACCUUUUGUACACAUGAUCCUUUUGUUUAAUAGUCGUCUUAUUGGGUAGCAAACUCUGUUUUAUGUCUGAGUGCUGAGUACUGCACACUUUGAUGUUGUUUUUAAUACAGUGGUCUGGUUGCUGAUUGCAGCAGACUCUCCAUUUUUAAACUUUUCAGGGCAGACCCGAUUGCCUAUAAACUUUGUGUAAAAUUGGUGUAAAAUGUACCUGUAUACACAUUUUCAUAUGUGUAAUGCUUUGUUACAUGUGAACUGUACUAGUACUGCUACAGUAGUAGUA